UGGGUAGGUCGUGUAGUAUCUCAGAACCGGAUGUCGAUAGUUCAGUGUUCAUGCUGUGGUCCUUGUAUCAGGGACGAUCCAAGUGGAGAAGAUGACAUGGAGGACCGGGCGAUGGAGGUCCAAUUUCGACCUUGUCGAGAGGAAGAGCAGCUCGAGAGGCGAGGUUGGAAGAUGAGCGGGAGUUGGCUUUGGUAGAAGAACAAGAGAAAAUGGCGAGGCUGAGGAAACUCAGGAAGAAGCACAAGCUGACAGACCGAUCAUUGAUUUCUACCGAAAAAAUCCUGUUGUUUGUAAUGAUGGGUCUCAGGCUACAGCUCACCUCUUAAUUAUUAGAUCUGGAGCUGAACUUAUCCCCCAAAGUAUGGACUCUACAGUGUUCCACUCAAAAACUGGAACUUGACUUAUUACGUGAAGUAUGGAUAUUAGACUGGUUUGCUCAAGAAAUGCUCCGCACCUUGCAUUAACUUAGUACAUGGUCUGAAGGGUGGUUUGGGAUACUUGAAACAAUCCCAAGUAAGUUUCGUUGGCACCACUCGACUCUCAACCUUGCUUGAGGAAGAUGAAGAAUCAAAUUGGCAGUGUAAAAUCUUGCAUGACUCCACGAUCUGGAUAUGGAGAUUUAUGCAAGAUGUACGUUUCAUUUUUUCUUCUUGAGCACUAGUCAACGCCACAAGGAUCGAAAUACUAGGCCUCACAUUUAAAAGUGAGGUGGAAGCAAAUGAUCUUGUGUUGUGGACUGUUGAAAGAUGCCGGAUCAUCCAAAGGAUAGGAAGAACCAAUAAAGCCGCACAUGGAAGAAUUCAAGUAAUAUCGGGGUAGCCCCCAUAGUAUCACAAUGGAAGAUGAUUCCUACUGCCUAGAAUUUUAUAGAUAGCAAAUAGUUCGGAGUGAAGGAUACCUUCGUCUCUCAUUAGCAUGCUUCAGAUCUGGGAGUGAUAGCACGAGAAACUUGUAAAGAAGUUUCAUGUGUAAAGGAAGAGAGAUUGAGAGCAGACCAGACACGUUUGAUCACACACGAGGGAACAGAUAUUUGGAUUCGAUAUUUAGGCCUGAGAGCAGUAAAUGAAGGCUGGAGAGUUUCGACUUUAUUUUUUCCCUCAAGAAUGCAUUGCUCUUUUUAACGAUCUUCAGGUGUAAACGUCCUUCUGCAAUCCUUUUCAUUCAGCAGAGAGUCCUCUGAAGUGGCAUCAGCCGUAGUGAUGCUGGUGGAUUACUCUGUUGAGGUAGACGUUCUUAGUAAAGUUUUAAGAGAAGAAGAGAAGCGAGAAGAGAAAGCCUUCGACUUCAAGAAGAAGAUCGAACCCAAUCUUUUAACACAGUUUUUUUUUCUCCAUGUUUAGCUGCGUCUUCGUCUGCGCUUUCGUCCUGAUUGUUCAAAAUGAUGAUCUCCGUAACUGUGACAUUCUGUUGAAUAAGCAUGCUGUGAGAGAAACUGGAAUUUGAUAUGCGGAGUAUCUGUGGCCGUAAAUUUCUCUCCGCAUUGUGCACAAGCCAGAUGACAGGAGAUUAGAAGAUGUAGAAUUCCAAAAAGCUCGAGGUAGACGGGAAGAUGGAGGCAGAGUCAGAGUCAGAUCCUGCUGGAUACUGACAGGGAGUCUGCUACAUCAAACAUAGAUGUCGGUUUUCAUCGUGAGGUGUAUGAAAUCAUUCCUUGAGUCAAUCGCCAAUCACGCCGUAUCUUAUCUAGUCAAAUUGUGC
Messenger RNA from Marchantia polymorpha subsp. ruderalis, 1698 nucleotides. Lineage: Eukaryota; Viridiplantae; Streptophyta; Marchantiopsida; Marchantiales; Marchantiaceae. The record is from the annotation of a GenBank genome assembly.